UUGGUGACAUUAUGUGCCGCCUUUUUCAGUUUUGUGGAAAGGAUUACACUAAUAUUGGAAUUUUUAUUUUUUACGCCACAUUAGUGGCUACACUGUUUCGGCGCCAACGCUUCAUCAGAUUCUGUCGGAUGUCAACAAUUUUUUCGUUUCUGCUGAUUACUGGUGCGUUUUCCCACAUUUUGUGCGUUAAUCGACUUGUCUUGUUGUUAUCAUUUGCUGUCUUCCCCUUUAUUCGAACUUUAAGUGUCUCAAAAAACAGUUUUUAUCAAAACUACAGAUCAUUGUCGAAUAAUCUCAGGUUAAGAAUUAGGAUGGGUUAUUCUUUAGAGCAAAACACCUUCAUAGUGAUGUCCUAUUACCGUAAUGGGGUGUUAAAUGAGUAUGGAGACUGGGUGUACUCUGUGGAUGCCUGUAAAGACGAGUAUCUGGUGAAAUAUCCUGUUGUCAUCGAGGAAGAAUCUUUGAAGACACACAUACGGCGAAUAGUGGCAAGAUUUAACGACACUGGUAGCGUCUGUAAGGGAAAACCGACGGGGAGACCUGAAGUUAGUGAAGACGUUGUUGACGAUUUAAGGACGAGAAUGGAGCAAAGUCCGAAGAAAUCUUUGUCAAAACUGUCUUUACAGUCCGGAGUACCAUACAGCACGUGCCAGAAAGUCGUAAAAAAGAAGUUACAUAUGCAUCCAUAUAAGAUUUCGUUGGUUCAGGAGCUGCAACCAGCAGAUUUUCCUCGCCGCGUCCAGUAUUGUCAUUGGUUUCAAGCUAAUUUGGACGAUAACAGGAUUCUUGAUUUGUCGUUCUUUUCUGAUGAAGCCUGGUUUCAUCUGUCUGGCUAUGUCAACUCACAGAACUUCAGAAUUUGGAGUACAGAAAAUCCUCACGCUUUUGAAGAAACACCAUUACACGCAAUGAAGGUCGGUGUGUGGUUAGCUGUUUCCAGACGACGAUUCAUAGGCCCGAUAUUUUUUCAAGACACAAUUAAUGCGGCGAGAUACAGGGAGCAAAUUUUGGAUGUAUUUGUGAAUCAGUUAUUGCCUGAAGAAUUAGAGUCUGGUUAUUUUCAGCAAGAUGGUGCUACAGCUCAUACGACAAGAGAAAAUUUAAGAUAUUUGGAAGAAUUUUAUGAUGACCGCAUAAUAAGUUUAAGAGCCAAUCCAGAGUGGCCCCCCCGAUCUCCUGACUUGACUCCACUUGAUUUUUCAGUGUUUGGAUGGAUGAAAGACAGCAUUUAUAAGAACAGAAUCCACACAUUGGAAGAAUUAAUGGAUAAAAUUACACGUUUUUGUAAUGAAAAUCUCAAUGAAGAAGUAUUGCAGGACAUUUUUGAAAAUAAAAAAAGAAGAGUGGCUUUGUGUUUGCGGGAAAAUGGACAACAUUUUCAACAUCUUUUAUAAACUACAUUGUAGUGGCCUACUUUGUAUUUAAAUUUAAAGAAAAGCGCGCCCAACCGACGACGGCGACGAAGACGCUGUGUAAGCAAGAAGGUGUGGAGAUUGUGGCGUGGACGGCGCGAAGAGCCGGUGGCGGCAGUUAGUUUUUUAACACCCAUCAGACAAGAGGUUGUAUUUACAAUUGUGUACAGAGCGCUUUCUGUCUGUGUUUUAUUGUUUCAGUUUAUUCAUUGUGUUUUCACCCCGACUGUCACCUGGACUUUUCCCCCUUGUCGUUGGGGCCGCCAACCACCGCUGCCGUCUUCCGUGGGGCUGAGAAUCGCUUCUUCGCUCGCGGAGGGAGGAACGUUUGGGGCGGUAAGAACGCUGGGCGUUUUCCGUUUCAUUCACAUUUUAACGAAUUAAUUCUCGAUUGGGUAAAAGUCCUUGACAAAUGUGGCGUACUUAAACUUUGUUGCAAUAUCCACAAUUUUAGUUUGGGUUUGAUAGUUCUUCAAGUUUCAAAGAUAUUAAAACUAAAAUUUGUCUAAUCAGAAAAUGUUCGGGGUUGUUUGGCGAGAGCGGGGAGCGGCCCAAAUUCAAAUUGAUGAUUUUUCUUUCAUUCGUAUGACUGUUUUUCUCGCAAUACCGAAUGCCGCCAACACGGGAUAUGCGAAGGGUGUCUUGCUGGUAAAGGAAACUUUAGUGGUGGGAGCCAGUGUCGUGUGUCCCGCGGUGGAUGGAGUAAAGUUACGGGAUAAUACUUGCCGCCGCUGCCUCGGGCGCCGGCGAACACAGGAUGGAGAUAGCGUGACGUUUGGGGUGGCACAGUGGCUUGGUUGUACGUAGCUGGUUAGAGCGAAAAGACGGUCAAAAGACAAGGUCUAGAACCGCUAGCGCUACACACCCCCUGUUUCUAAAUUUAUUGAAUUAAAUUAUGUUUCUGUUAUCUGCUGACUGAAAAGAUAAGAAUUUCUAACACGCCACUAUGACAACUGUGGCAUUGCCAUCCAAUUACUUUAGCUAGAGCUUUCGCGAACUGUUUUUUUUUUCAUUGUAUGUCACUGCUAGGAUUUUGAAAAUAUUAUAACUAAAUUUAUAAUUGUUUUCAUAAAAGAUGGAGCGGUUUUGCAGCUGGGAAAAUAUGCUCAUCAAGUUUAUUUCACAGCUUUUGUCCUCUCUUUUAAGAGGAACCAACUUUCAGCCAAUUGUUUUGUUAUAUGUGUAAACUUAAAUAUUCUAUUUCAGUUCAAAUCUCUUUUUACCAAAAUUGAAUAAAAGAUGUUCCCUUUCA
Molecule: messenger RNA, 2664 nt
Organism: Zophobas morio
Lineage: Eukaryota; Metazoa; Arthropoda; Insecta; Coleoptera; Tenebrionidae
Exons: 2
Coding region: 12-1394 (460 amino acids)
Molecular function (GO): nucleic acid binding
Source: RefSeq, a predicted model, not a curated record